AUGAGCCUUUUCACGAUUUAUUUGCUUCUUUGCAGCUGUCAGUUCGUCCAUGUUGAAAAUUCCUUUCUUGAUAUCGAUUUCUUGUUCGAUUAUUCUUUACCGGCCACUGAUUUCAUUGACUGUUUUUCAUGCAGUCACUGCUUGCUUGUUAAUAGAUACAUUCCCGAUAAUAUCGAUUUUAGCUUGUAUGAAUGCUGUUUGUUUCACGUCAUAUGUUUAUUUGAGAGCAACUUGAGCAGUUCGCGGGAGGUAUCUAUUUUCUCUUGUUGGAAGUGUAAAUUUAUUUCUAAUAUUUUUCAUACCUUUAUAAUUUUUUCUACUUUAUUUUCAUUCCCUUUCUCUCUCUUUUUCUCACUCCAUCUUUCUAUUUUUCUCGAUCACUUUCUCUCUCUCUCUCUCUCUAUCUAUCUAUCUAUCUAUCUAUCUCUGCCUCUCUCUCUCUCUCUGUUCUACACUUUUCCUCACUCCAUAUUUUGUUUGACCAUUUCUCACUCUCUUUUCAAAUCUGCUUUUCUCUUUUUCUCACUCUGUUUAUAUCCUUUUCUCUCUUCUUUUAAUCGAUUACUAAUCUGUUUCUUUCCUAAUCUCUUUUCUCUCUCGCUUAUUUUCUCCUUUUGCCAUUUCUUAUUUUUUUCUACUUUUCUCGGACACUGUCAUGUUUUCUCUCUCUCUCUCUCUCUCUCUCUCUCUCUCUCUCUCUCUAUCUCUCUCUAUCUAUCUAUCUAUCUAUCUAUUUAUCUAUCUAUCUCUUUCUCCUCUUUUCACUUCAACAUCAUCACUUUUAAUCUCCCCCUCUAUUUAUCAUAG
Molecule: messenger RNA, 807 nt
Organism: Acanthosepion pharaonis
Lineage: Eukaryota; Metazoa; Mollusca; Cephalopoda; Sepiida; Sepiidae
Source: the annotation of a GenBank genome assembly